Molecule: messenger RNA, 1540 nt
Organism: Caenorhabditis elegans
Lineage: Eukaryota; Metazoa; Nematoda; Chromadorea; Rhabditida; Rhabditidae
Gene: lite-1
Product: High-energy light unresponsive protein 1
Exons: 11
Coding region: 69-1388 (439 amino acids)
Biological process (GO): blue light signaling pathway; detection of stimulus; sensory perception of taste
Cellular component (GO): plasma membrane; membrane
Molecular function (GO): signaling receptor activity
Source: RefSeq, marked reviewed
UAGAAAGCGUUUCUUUCGAAAAAAAGUCACAAGAAGACAACUCAUUGUCAAUUCUCGUAAAAAACAACAUGCCACCACCAUCAUCACAUUCAAACAUUUUUCAUUCGACGUUCAAGCACACCGUUAAAGAAACAAUGGCAAAUGCCAAGAAGACCAUGAUCGCAAAAAUCCUGUCGAGUCGUAACAAAUGGGCGAUUUGCGAUCGAACGCUCUACCCAAUUUACUAUCUUCUGCUCAUUCUUGGUCUAAAUCAAUCAAUCCGCCCGAACAAUUCUCUGCUGUUCCGUAUUUACAGCUGGUUGGUCUUUUGUCUCCUACUCUUCACGACUCUCCGGAAAUUCAAUCAAGUUGGCGUGCGCCCGAACGGAACCCGCGAAAACCUUCAGGAGUUCUUUGCAAACCCGAGAUCUAUGAUCACUCUUUGCAAUGCAUUGAUAAUGUUGAGCGGAUUGCUGGCUUCAUUGCAACUAUACACGCUUGGGGCAAAACGUUUGAAACCGUUGAAGAUUUUGUGCCAGUUUUCGUUGAAUGUUCGUACCAAACAAGCCGAGCGUCGUCAAUUUAUGAUCAACACUUUUUUGGCUGUUUUCAGUGGACUUUUGGCUCUUACCAUGGCGGCCACCUACGCCAUGUCAAAAUGGGGAUACAUCUUGUACAUUGUUGGAACUCCAAACUUGGACACUGAAACCAUUUUCUGUGUUCUUCUGGAUUCUUAUGCGCUCUUCGUCUCCCGUGCCGCAAUUUCCGCCUUGGCAAUCUUGUUCUACCAACACUGUUCCGUCAUCCGUCGUUCGAUCAAGCAUCUGAUCAAUGAAAUGGUACCUGCCGAGCAAGAUGAGUGCCCGCUUCCUGAAUCGUCGUUACAAAAAAUUCACGAUUGUCAAAUCAGUUAUCAAAGAAUUUUUAACGGAAAAGCUGUAAUUGAAGAGUACUACUCGUUUGUUUUGUUCUACUCAUAUGGUGUUUGCAUUCCAAUUUUCUGUUUCUUGAUGUUUGUCGGAAUGAGUGCCCAGUCGAUUUGCUGGUCCGAAGUUGUUUCCAUUGUGAUUUGGAUUGUCAAUGCCAUUCUUGUCCUCUUGCUGUUCAGCUUACCAGCAUUCAUGAUCAAUGAAGAUGGAGAUCGUCUUGUUGCUUCGUCCUUCCGAAUGUAUCACGAAACUUUCCAUGAGGAAAGAGAUUUGACCGUUUUGUCUCAAAUGACAUUCUUCACCUUCCAAAUUCACUCGACCAAACUGACAUUAUCCGCUUGCAACUACUUCUACAUGGAUCGCUCCAUUCUUCUCUCGCUCUUCUCGGCAAUCCUCACCUACUUCCUCAUCCUCUGGGAAUUUGAUAUCAAGAACAACCAGAGUCUCCAGAAUAUCGCAAACCACACGAUUCACACAUAAAAGCAGUGACAGCUGAAGAUAAAAUGGUUGUAAACAAACAAACAAAGUGCGCGAAAAUAACAGUUUAUUGGACAUAAAACGUCCCAUAUUGUCUCAUCUUCUUUUCCUGAGAAUGUUGCUUCUGCUUAAAUAAAUAUUUGCAACUGUUAAAU